AGCGGUGCAUCCUCCUCCCGGCCGCCCGGCGAGAGUUCGGUUGAGAGGGUGCUGGAUGGUGGGGGGAGUACCACUGAUGAGAGAAGGACUAUUUUAACACGCAUUGGAGGACCAUUACUCUUAUCUACUGGGUACCAUUAAACUACUGGGAAGGGUUUCUUCAUCUGCUGCGUGCGGUGGUCUUUUGUGUUCUGCUUCUGGUUCCCAGCAGCAAUGUCACAGAGGAGUGGGCAGGAGGACCCGGAGCGGUACCUCUUCGUGGACCGCGCCGUGGUCUACAACCCGGCCGCGCAGGCCGACUGGACCGCUAAGAGGCUAGUAUGGAUCCCGUCGGAACGCAACGGCUUCGAGGCCGCCAGCAUUUGUCAGGAGCGCGGAGAUGAGGUGGUGGUGGAGCUGGCGGAAAACGGGAAGAAGGCGGUGGUCAACAAGGACGAUAUCCAGAAGAUGAAUCCGCCCAAGUUCAGCAAGGUAGAAGACAUGGCCGAGCUCACCUGCCUGAACGAGGCCUCAGUGCUUCACAACCUCAAAGACCGCUACUACUCCGGCCUCAUCUAUACAUACUCUGGUCUCUUCUGCGUGGUCAUAAAUCCUUACAAAAACCUGCCCAUCUACUCAGAGAACAUCAUCGAGAUGUACAGGGGCAAAAAGAGGCACGAGAUGCCCCCUCACAUCUACGCCAUCUCAGAGUCCGCAUACAGGUGCAUGUUACAAGAUCGAGAAGAUCAAUCCAUUCUCUGCACAGGUGAGUCCGGAGCUGGCAAGACGGAAAACACAAAAAAGGUCAUUCAGUACCUGGCACAUGUUGCCUCCUCCCACAAAGGAAGAAGAGACCACAACAUCCCUCCAGAAUCUCCUAAACCAGUGAAACUACAGAUGCAAAAUGCAGUUAGUGGACCCCUGUUUUAUGGUGAACUGGAACGUCAGCUUUUACAAGCCAACCCCAUCCUUGAAUCUUUUGGGAACGCUAAGACAGUGAAAAACGACAACUCAUCACGUUUUGGGAAAUUCAUCCGGAUCAACUUUGAUGUUACUGGAUACAUCGUUGGGGCGAAUAUUGAAACCUACUUACUUGAGAAAUCCAGAGCUAUUCGUCAAGCCAAAGAUGAGCGCACCUUCCAUGUUUUCUACCAGCUGCUGGCUGGAGCUGGAGAGCACCUCAAAUCGGACCUGCUUUUGGAAGGAUUCAACAACUAUCGUUUCCUGUCCAACGGUAACAUCCCCAUCCCGGGCCAGCAGGACAAAGACAACUUCCAAGAGACCAUGGAUGCCAUGCACAUCAUGAGCUUCUCCCAUGAGGAGAUUCUUGCCAUGUUGAAGGUGGUCUCUUCAGUGCUUCAGUUCGGCAACAUCGUCUUCAAGAAGGAGAGGAACACUGACCAGGCCUCUAUGCCUGAUAACACUGCCGCUCAGAAGCUGUGUCACCUGCUGGGUAUGAAUGUAAUGGAGUUUACCAGAGCCAUCCUGUCACCCAGGAUCAAAGUGGGAAGAGACUACGUCCAGAAAGCACAGACUAAAGAGCAGGCUGACUUUGCCGUGGAGGCUCUGGCUAAAGCCACAUACGAGCGUCUGUUCCGCUGGCUGGUCCAUCGCAUUAACAGAGCUCUGGACAGGACCAAACGACAGGGGGCCUCCUUCAUCGGCAUCCUGGACAUCGCCGGUUUUGAGAUUUUCCAGCUGAACUCGUUUGAGCAGAUGUGUAUCAACUACACCAACGAGAAGCUGCAGCAGCUCUUCAACCACACCAUGUUCAUCCUGGAGCAGGAGGAGUACCAGCGGGAGGGCAUCGAGUGGAGCUUCAUCGACUUCGGUCUCGACCUGCAGCCCUGCAUCGACCUCAUCGAGAGGCCGGCGAACCCUCCAGGAGUGUUGGCUCUGCUGGAUGAGGAGUGCUGGUUCCCCAAAGCCACAGACAAGACCUUUAUAGACAAGCUGAUCCAGGAGCAGGGCACACACUCCAAGUUCCAGAAGCCCCGCCAGCUCAAAGACAAGGCCGACUUCUGCAUCAUCCACUACGCCGGCAGGGUGGACUACAAGGCGGACGAGUGGCUGAUGAAGAACAUGGACCCCCUGAACGACAACGUGGCCACGCUGCUGCAUCAGUCAACUGACAAAUUUGUGGGUGAACUGUGGAAAGAUGUGGACCGGAUAGUGGGUCUGGACCAGGUGGCGGGAAUGAACGAGACAGCUUUCGGUUCCACCUAUAAAACAAAAAAGGGUAUGUUCCGUACGGUGGGACAGCUCUACAAGGAGUCGCUCACCAAGCUCAUGGCCACGCUGAGGAACACCAACCCCAACUUUGUCCGCUGCAUCAUCCCCAACCACGAAAAAAGAGCGGGUAAACUGGAGCCUCACCUGGUUCUGGACCAGCUGAGGUGUAACGGCGUCCUCGAGGGGAUUCGCAUCUGCAGACAGGGCUUCCCCAACCGCAUCGUCUUCCAGGAGUUCAGACAGAGAUAUGAGAUCCUGACACCAAACGCUAUCCCCAAGGGAUUCAUGGAUGGGAAACAAGCCUGUGAGAGGAUGAUCCAAGCCCUGGAGCUUGACCCCAACCUGUUUCGCAUCGGUCAGAGUAAGAUCUUUUUCCGAACCGGAGUUCUGGCUCACCUGGAGGAGGAGCGAGAUCUGAAGAUCACUGAUAUCAUCAUCUACUUCCAGUCUGUGUGCCGUGGAUACCUGGCACGCAAAGCCUUCGCUAAGAAGCAGCAGCAGCUGAGUGCCCUGAAGGUCCUCCAGAGGAACUGUGCUGCUUACUUGAAGCUGCGACACUGGCAGUGGUGGAGGCUCUUCACCAAGGUGAAGCCUCUGCUGCAGGUCACCAGGCAGGAGGAGGAGAUGCAGGCCAAAGACGAGGAGCUGAUAAAGGUGAAGGAGAGGCAGCUGAAGGUGGAGAACGAGCUGGUGGAGAUGGAGAGAAAACACCAACAGCUCGUAGAGGAGAAGAACAUCCUAGCCGAGCAGCUCCAGGCGGAGACGGAGCUGUUCGCCGAGGCCGAAGAGAUGAGAGCUCGUCUGGCAUCUAGGAAGCAGGAGUUGGAGGAGAUCCUUCAUGACCUGGAGUCAAGGGUGGAGGAAGAGGAGGAGAGGAACCAGAGCUUGCAGAAUGAGAAGAAGAAGAUGCAGUCACACAUUCAGGACCUGGAGGAGCAACUUGACGAAGAGGAAGCUGCAAGACAGAAGCUGCAGCUUGAUAAAGUGACAGCUGAGGCCAAGAUCAAGAAGUUAGAGGAAGACAUCGUGUUGCUGGAGGAUCAAAACUCAAAGUUCCUCAAGGAGAAGAAGCUGCUGGAGGACAGGAUCAGCGAGGCGACCUCCCAGCUGACUGAGGAGGAGGAGAAAGCAAAGAACCUCGGCAAGGUCAAGAACAAGCAGGAGAUGAUGAUGGUCGAUCUGGAAGAGCGUCUGAAGAAGGAGGAGAAGACGCGCCAAGAGCUGGAGAAGGCCAAACGCAAACUGGAUGCCGAGACGACGGACCUGCAGGACCAGAUCGCCGAGCUUCAGGCGCAGAUAGAGGAGCUGAAGAUCCAACUGGCCAAGAAGGAGGAGGAGCUGCAGGCUGCUCUGGCCAGGAGCGAUGAGGAGGCGGUCCAGAAGAACAACGCCCUGAAGCAGGUUCGGGAGCUGCAGGCCCAACUCGCGGAGCUCCAGGAGGAUCUGGAGUCGGAGAGGAUGUGUCGGAGCAAAGCCGAAAAACUCAAGAGGGACCUGAGCGAAGAGCUGGAGGCUCUGAAGACGGAGCUGGAGGACACGCUGGACACCACCGCCGCCCAGCAGGAACUCAGGACCAAGCGAGAGCAAGAGGUGGCAGAGCUGAAGAAGGCCAUAGACGAGGAGACCAAAAACCACGAGGCCCAGAUCCAGGACAUGAGACAGCGGCACGGCACCGCGCUGGAAGAACUGUCCGAGCAGCUGGAUCAGGCCAAGAGAUUCAAGGCCAACCUGGAGAAGAACAAGCAGACCCUGGAGAACGACAACAAAGAGUUGGGCAGCGAGGUGAAGAGUCUGCAGCAGGCGAAGACGGAGUCAGAACACAAGAGGAAGAAACUGGAGGCCCAGCUGCAGGAGUUUAUGGCCAGGACCACCGAGGUGGAGAGAGCCAAAGGAGAGCUGGCCGAACGCUCGCACAAACUGCAGACGGAGCUGGACAAUGUGUCCACCUUGCUGGAGGAGGCGGAGAAGAAGGGCAUCAAACUGGCCAAGGACGCCGACAGCCUGGGAAGCCAACUGCAAGACACACAGGAGUUGCUGCAAGAGGAGACCCGUCAGAAGCUGAACCUGGGCAGCCGAGUCCGCCAGCUGGAGGAGGAAAAGAACACCUUGCUGGAGCAGCAGGAGGAGGAUGAGGAGGCGCGACGCAACCUGGAGAAACAGCUGCAGACGGUGCAGGCUCAGCUGUUUGAGACGAAGAAGAAGCUGGAGGAGGACGUGGGAGCGAUGGAGGGCCUGGAGGAGGUGAAGAGAAAACUCCAGAAGGACGUGGAGCUGACGAGCCAGCGUCUGGAGGAGAAGGCCAUGGCCAUGGAUAAGAUGGAGAAGACCAAGAACCGACUGCAGCAGGAGCUGGACGACCUGUCGGUGGACCUGGACCACCAGAGACAGAUUGUCUCCAACCUGGAGAAGAAGCAGAAGAAGUUCGACCAGAUGCUGGCCGAGGAGAAGACCAUCUCAGCUCGGUACGCUGAGGAGCGAGACCGUGCGGAGGCCGAGGCCAGAGAGAAGGAGACCAAGGCUCUGUCUAUGGCCAGAGCUCUGGAGGAGGCCUUGGAGGCCAAAGAGGAGCUGGAAAGGUUUAACAAGCAGCUGCGCGCUGAAAUGGAAGACCUGAUGAGCUCCAAGGAUGACGUGGGGAAGAAUGUCCAUGAACUGGAGAAGUCCAAGCGUACGCUGGAGCAGCAGGUGGAGGAGAUGAGAACUCAGCUGGAGGAGCUGGAGGACGAGCUGCAGGCCACCGAGGACGCCAAACUGCGUCUGGAGGUCAACAUGCAGGCCAUGAAGGCCCAGUUUGACCGAGACCUGCAGGCCAGAGAUGAGCAGGGAGACGAGAAGAAGAGGGCGCUGGUCAAACAGGUGCGUGAAAUGGAGGCAGAGCUGGAGGACGAGAGGAAGCAGAGAACUCUGGCUGUAGCCGCCAAGAAGAAGCUGGAGAUGGACCUGAGUGAGCUGGAGGGACAGAUCGAAGCUGCCAACAAAGGCAGAGACGAGGCCAUCAAACAGCUCCGAAAACUACAGGCUCAGAUGAAAGACUAUCAGAGGGAGCUGGAGGAGGCCAGAGCCUCCAGGGACGAGAUCUUCACGCAAUCCAAGGAAAACGAGAAGAAACUCAAGAGCCUUGAAGCUGAAAUCUUACAGCUACAGGAGGACCACGCAGCGUCAGAGAGAGCGCGUCGACAUGCUGAACAGGAGAGGGACGAGCUGGCUGAUGAGAUCUCCAACAGCGCCUCUGGAAAGUCGUCGCUGCUGGAGGAGAAGAGGAGGCUGGAGGCUCGUAUCGCCCAGCUGGAGGAGGAGCUGGAGGAGGAGCAGGGCAACAUGGAGCUGCUCAACGACCGCUUCAGAAAGACCUCCAUGCAGGUCGACAACCUGAACACUGAGCUGGCUGGAGAACGCAGCGCAGCACAGAAGAGUGAGAACGCUCGGCAGCAGAUGGAACGGCAGAACAAGGAGUUGAAAGCCAAGCUAGCAGAGCUGGAAGGAGCCGUCAAGUCGAAGUUUAAGGCCGCCAUCGCCGCCCAGGAGGCCAAGAUCCUGCAGCUGGAGGAGCAGCUGGAACAAGAAGCCAAGGAGAGAGCAGCAGCCAAUAAAAUCGUCCGUCGCACAGAGAAGAAGCUGAAGGAGGUGAUGAUGCAGGUGGAGGAUGAGCGUCGCCAUGCCGACCAGUACAAGGAGCAGAUGGAGAAAGCCAACUCUCGUAUGAAGCAGCUGAAGCGUCAGCUGGAGGAGGCGGAGGAGGAGGCCACCAGGGCCACGCUUCCCGCAGGAAGCUGCAGAGGGAGCUGGACGACGCCACCGAGGCCAGCGAGGGCCUCACCCGGGAGGUCAACUCCCUCAAAAACCGGCUCAGGCGUGGUGGUCCCGUCAGCAGCUUCUCCUCUAGCCGUUCCGGCCGCCGCAACCUCAAUCUGGACGGCGCCUCCGUCGACAUGUCGGACGACGACGCCGACAGCCGCGCCAGCGACUUCAACGAGACUCAAACCUCCAACGUGGAGUAAACACAACGACCCUCUCGUUCCUCGCUUUUACCUCCUCGUCACUCCACCCCACCUCCCCUUCACCUCAUCCAUCUGUGACCCAGUCGUCCCCCCCACCUCCCCCCUCCAAAGAUCCUCUGCGUCAGCACGGUCUUUAUUCAUCUCAAACCACUGACUCGGACAGAAGACCGGAGCGAUGAGCUGUCUUGGGUUAAAGCAGCACGUCUCUGCCCCUUUUUUUUUUUGUAUCAGUUAACACUGCAGGGAAAAUCCACCGCCCUCCCCCUGAAGUAAAGCCUCCUGUCCUGGAGAGUCACAGGGGCAAAAGGACAAAUCUGCCUUAUCUGUUCCCCUCUGGCAAGCUGCUACUCCUGACUCGUAUCAUCUCAGUGUCAUAACAUAACGCUCCCCCUCCUCCCCCCCCCCCACCUCCCAUCAGGCGUGAAGUUCUCUGCUCAGCUUAUUGAGAAAGUUACUGUAGGUACAAAGUGCUUUUUAUCCAUAUGAAACUCUGCGUGUGUGUGUGUGUGUGUGUGUGUGACGUACACAUCAUACACGUGAACACACUCCAUACUGGAAAUGCAGGACUACAAGGUAAUGUCUUUCCACUCCGGUGUUGUUGUUAAGUGUUCUGCUCACACGUCGUGUAAAAGCCAUCUCACUCCCUCCUCACAAGUGUUCAAACUGGCUGACUGUCCCUUUUCAAAGUGGAAAAAAAAAAACAAAAAACAAAACCAACCCCGAGGUCACUGCGGCCUUCUGACUGCCACGCCGGCUGUUUUUUUUGCAUGAGUCUCCCUCUGAUGUACAGACUGCUGUUCAGCCUCCACGCUGCAGCGCUGCAGGAACCACGAACAUCUCGGGACAUGCGGUAGAACAAAACGGACUCUGAAUUGAAAGUGUAUUACUGUGAAGAAAAAAAAGAAAAAAAAAGGUAUUUUAUUCUCUGUUGCUUCAUCUCAACAUUUAGUGAAGGAAUGUCUAGCAGGGGUUUUAACCACCGACCUCGUAGCUCAACAGGUCAACACGUUUUCUAUUGUUGACCGUUGGGAAACACUAUCGGGUUUUUAACGUACGUCGUCCUGUGAAAACGGAUCGGCCCGAGCUGCAGGUGACGCAAAGACGCUGGAAAAUGCACAGAACUGCAGAGGAGUUUAAAACUGGAAGCCAACAGGAGCAGAAAGCUCUUAACUGGAAGCACUAAAGUGGAGCUCAGUCCACGUUUUCAAUGUGACACUAAAUGGUUUCAGCUCAGAUUAAACGUGUAGAACGAUUUUAGAAACGGAGACGGAUUGAAAGUCUUCUCACUGCGUUUCAGUGUUGGUGCCUCGUCACACUUUGCCCCCCCCCCCUCGUGUAUCACAACUAUAUUUGAGUCACAUAGUUAAAUAACUACCAGGCGAUCUUUGAGAACUCGAAACGCUGCUCUGAAGAUAUUUCCAGACUCCUCAAAGUGUCAGAAAUCAACAUGUUUAUCGAUUUUAAAAAGUGUAGUUUUUAGUUUCUCGUCCAGUCAGGAGCUACUUUUAACCUGAGGAUGUUUUGUGAAUAUGGCCCCAUCAGUGCUGAAGCUGUUCUGGAGCUUUUGAUCACAUCACACUGUCUUCAUCAGCAGAUGGAGCGUCCCCAGUUAUCGUUGGAUUGUAGAUGUUCAAAUGUCAAGAACUUUUUUUUUUUUAAGGCAGACGAGAAGUCCUUUAAAUGUUUUUAUUGUUCAACAGAUUGAAUAUUUUUUAUCAAGACGGUUUGAAAAGUUUUUGAAAAGACAAAUAUCUUCAGAACAGCAGUAAGUGGUUUCUGGGUUUUUUCAAAGAUCGGCAGGUGACUCGUGUGUGACGUUAAUACAUGAUAACGAUGAACAAGCUCCGGUUUGUUCCAAUGAUUUUAUGACCCGAUGCAGCACUUGGUAUUGAUAAGUGACAGGUUGUCUGAAAAGUUGUUUUCUGUCGUUGCUCUGCUGCCACCUCAACAGUUUUAACCACUACAGAGUGAAAACUACAUGCCAGGGUUCAUCAUAUCCAUCCAUCAACUCUACUUUGAUUUUUUUUUUUUUUUUUUUGGUGUUUCCUUUUCUUCUGGAUAUGCAGAUUAGGAUGGUUGUCAACUGCCCUUCUCCUCAAACGUUAACACUUAACAGUAUGUUUCUUUAAAAGUGCCUUAGACACUAAAUAAGAACAUAAGCGGGCAAAGAUUUCAUUACAGAUGUGAAGAAAAACAAAACAAAACCCUAAUGAGAUGAAACCGGUACAUCAAGAAGAUAUUCAACACUUAAUCUUUGUUUCUCUGUCUUUUGUAUUUUCGCUGUGCUUCAUAUCAUAUCCGAUGUGUACCUCUAUCGUUCAUAAUAACCUCCUAGCUAGAGUGUCUGGGUCAGAAUCAAUAUUCCAGUAUUAUGUUUAACUACAUGAGAAGAGCCCUCAGCAGCCACAUUUCCCCCAAAAUGAUUUUUGUACAAAGAUUUUUCUGAGUACUGAAGUUAUUUUGGGAGAUGAGCUGCUCAGGAUUUCAUUUGGUUGGAAGCUUUAACAUCCACAAGCAGAUAACUCGUUUUUCUUUUAUUAUUAUUAUUAUUAUUAUUAUUAUUAUUAUUCUCCAGCUGGCUGUUGACAACCAGGCAUUCAACUGCAGAUACUCCCAUCAUAUUAUUUCUUGUAUACCUGUAUUUCUAGACGGUAAUUUUUCUUUUUGUUUUGUUUGUUUUUGUAAAAGGAAAAUAAAGCAUAUUCAUUGUA
Messenger RNA from Thunnus maccoyii (southern bluefin tuna), 8920 nucleotides. Its product is annotated as myosin-10-like. Lineage: Eukaryota; Metazoa; Chordata; Actinopteri; Scombriformes; Scombridae. Gene Ontology annotation, molecular function: actin filament binding; cytoskeletal motor activity; ATP binding. The record is from RefSeq and is a predicted model, not a curated record. Gene Ontology annotation, cellular component: myosin complex.